AUGGCCUCACUGUCGAAAGGAGAUGGUGGUAGAGUAUGGUUGCUCUGGCUCGACGACGCAAUAACCUCGCGGUUUACCGCUCUCCCAUCUCCCGGUACGGGCCCGGGUGGCUAG
Plenodomus lingam JN3 is the source of this 114-nucleotide messenger RNA. NCBI's taxonomy places the organism in Eukaryota, Fungi, Ascomycota, Dothideomycetes, Pleosporales, Leptosphaeriaceae. The record is from RefSeq and is a predicted model, not a curated record.